Actinia tenebrosa (Australian red waratah sea anemone) is the source of this 1895-nucleotide messenger RNA. RefSeq names its product 26S proteasome non-ATPase regulatory subunit 6. Gene Ontology annotation, molecular function: protein binding. The record is from RefSeq and is a predicted model, not a curated record. Gene Ontology annotation, biological process: proteasome-mediated ubiquitin-dependent protein catabolic process. Lineage: Eukaryota; Metazoa; Cnidaria; Anthozoa; Actiniaria; Actiniidae. Gene Ontology annotation, cellular component: proteasome regulatory particle.
GAAAAGUAAAAAAGCAAGUCUUUGUCAAAAUGCCUGUCGAAAAUCUCGAAGAAGAAGGCCUUCCUAACAAUCCUAACCAUAAUAUAGCACAGUGGAAGUUUAUUAUAACCAAUCCUGAUGGAAAUAACAAAGAACAAGCAAAGAAAAACAUCAUGGACGCGGUAAAAGAGAAAGAUAUGGCACCAUUUUAUGAAGAACUUUGCAGUGAACUGAAAUGGUCAUUAGACCAGACAUUACUGGCAAAGAUGAAAAAAGCUAAUGAAGAAAAGAUGAAAAAACUGGAAGAAAAGCUGAAGUUUGCAGAAGAGAAUCUGGGGGAGACAGAAGUCAGGGAUGAACUCUUCGCACAGGCAGAAUAUUUAUGCAGUAUUGGAAACAAGGAAGGAGCUUUAACAGCAUUCAGAAAAUGUUACGACAAAGCUGUUGCCAUGGGAUACAAACUUGAUAUUAUAUUCUACCGUAUUCGUAUUGGUCUGUUUUACCUGGAUAACGACAUGAUUACCAAAAAUAUUGCUAAAGCACAAGAGUUAAUAGAAGAAGGAGGUGAUUGGGACAGACGAAACAGAUUGAAAGUCUAUCAUGGUAUUUAUUACCUAUCCAUACGUGACUUCAAAGCUGCAGCUAACAACUUCCUUGAGAGUAUAUCGACCUUCACCUCGUAUGAGCUAAUGGAUUACAAGAAGUUUGUGACGCUGACAGUACUGGCAAGCGUCAUAUCUCUAGAGAGGGUUGACUUGAAGAAGAAAGUGGUUAAUGGUGCAGAGAUCCUAGAGGUGUUGCAUCAACUGCCUGUUAUCAAGGAAUUUCUUCUCUCUUUCUACAAUUGUCAUUACGCUCAGUUCUUUAAAGCAUUAGCUGAGGUUGAAGUACUACUAAAACAAGACAGGUUAAUGGCUUCACACUACCGGUACUAUGUACGUGAAAUGAGAAUCCUAGCCUAUACACAGCUGUUGGAAUCAUAUCGCAGUCUAACACUAGAGUACAUGGCUAAGGCCUUUGGUGUCAGUGAAGCGUUUAUUGAUAAGGAACUAUCUAGAUUCAUUGCUACUGGUAGGCUUCAUUGUAAAAUUGACAAAGUUCGUGGUAUUGUCGAGACCAAUAGACCAGACUACAAGAACUGGCAGUACCAGGCUUCAAUCAAACAGGGAGAUCUGCUUCUAAACCGCAUCCAAAAACUCAGUCGAGUCAUUAAUAUCUAGAAUCAAAGUGUAUCUUGUGUUCCUUUAUCUCUGUAGCUACUGUCGCUAGAAGAUUCCUACACUAUUAUCCAUACCACACUAUUGUGGACUUGGAAUAAACAGGGAUGCAACUUUCUUAAGGGAUAGAUAGGUUUAGCAAGGGAUCUGUUUUUAUGCAUUAUUCCUUGUGAAAAAUAUUGUAGGGGUUUUACCAUUGAUCUACCCAGAGGUAAUUUAUCUGUCCUAUAUGAUAUAUCCCAUUUCAGACCAUUAGUGACAUUUCCUUGAGUAUCAUUUCUUUAUUUAACUGUCGUGCAUGAGAAGACACAUGAAUAUGGAUGCAACUUAAACGAAUAAUCUUAUUCUCAAGAGAAUGACACAUGGUCUGAAAUGGCAAAACAUUACAUCAAGAGGAAUUAGAUCUAUUAAAGCCAGACAACAGUCUACAAAACGUUCUUCCAAGAAGAAGUGCCAGGAGUCAGAGAGCCCCUUAUUUCAAUCCCCUUAUGGAAGUAUUUUACCACUGUGUGAAUUGUCUGUGAUUUAAGGUCCAGUUUAAAUAUAGAAUGUCACAUGUGCCAACCCUAAAUCAUGCAAAUGAGCAAAACAUACAUCAUUGCUUGAAUUCAUUUGCAUUAGAUUUGGCAUGUGAAAUUCAGUGUUUAAACUGGGACUUUGAUGUAGCUGUGGUUGAUAUUAAAUGUCUCUUACUGUACA